This is a messenger RNA of Lepidothrix coronata (blue-crowned manakin), 2895 nucleotides long. It is a transcript of the gene BAIAP2, whose product is annotated as BAI1 associated protein 2. Gene Ontology annotation, cellular component: nucleoplasm; cytosol. Bases 27 to 1715 code for a protein of 562 amino acids. Gene Ontology annotation, molecular function: protein binding; cytoskeletal adaptor activity. Gene Ontology annotation, biological process: actin filament bundle assembly; positive regulation of actin filament polymerization; actin crosslink formation. The transcript is spliced from 15 exons. The record is from RefSeq and is a predicted model, not a curated record. Lineage: Eukaryota; Metazoa; Chordata; Aves; Passeriformes; Pipridae.
AGCGCCCCGCACCCCGCCCGCCGCCCAUGGUGCUGCCCGGCCCGCCCGGCAUGGCCCGCUCCGAGGAGGUGCAUCGCCUCACCGAGAAUGUCUACAAGACGAUCAUGGAGCAGUUCAAUCCCAGCCUCAGGAAUUUCAUUUCUAUGGGGAAGACCUAUGAAAAAGCCUUAGCAAGUAUGACAUACGCAGCAAAAGGGUACUUUGAUGCUCUGGUGAAGAUGGGAGAGUUGGCCAGUGAAAGCCAAGGGUCGAAAGAAUUGGGGGACGUGCUCUUCCAGAUGGCAGAAGUCCACAGGCAGAUCCAGAACCAGCUGGAGGAGAUGCUCAAGUCCUUCCACAACGAGCUCCUGACGCAGCUGGAGCAGAAGGUGGAGCUGGACUCCCGGUACCUGAGUGCUGCACUGAAAAAAUACCAGACAGAGCAGAGGAGCAAGGGGGACUCACUUGACAAGUGCCAGGCAGAGCUGAAGAAACUUCGGAAGAAGAGCCAAGGCAGCAAGAACCCCCAGAAGUACUCGGACAAGGAACUGCAGUACAUCGAAGCCAUCAGCAACAAGCAAGGGGAGCUGGAAAACUACGUGUCUGAUGGCUACAAGACAGCUCUGACGGAAGAGAGGAGACGGUUCUGCUUCCUGGUGGAGAAGCAGUGCGCGGUGGCCAAGAGUGCCAUCACCUACCACGCCAAGGGGAAGGAGAUGCUGACACAGAAGCUGCCGCUGUGGCAGCAAUCCUGCUCGGAUCCCAACAAGAUCCCGGACCGCGCCAUACAGCUGAUGCAGCAGAUGGCUGCCAGCAGCAAUGGCACCAUUAUGCCCAGCCCUCUGUCCACAUCCAAGUCCAACCUCAUCAUCUCUGACCCCAUCCCUGGUGCCAAACCUCUCCCUGUCCCCCCGGAGCUGGCACCUUUUGUAGGACGCAUGUCGGCGCAGGAGGCCAUGCCGGUGAUGAACGGAGUCUCAGGCCCAGACAGCGACGGGUACAACCACUGGUCUGAGAUGAAGCCAGCACAGCCCAAAUCUUUAUCUCCUCCCCAGCCUCAGAAGCAGCUGAGUGACUCUUACUCCAACACACUCCCAGUUCGCAAAAACGUGCCACCGAAAAACAGCUACGCCUCAGCUGAAAACAAGACACUGCCACGCUCCAGCUCCAUGGCUGCCGGGCUCGAGAGGAACGGCAGGACGAGGGUUCAGGCCAUUUUCUCUCAUGCUGCUGGGGACAACAGCACCCUCCUGAGCUUCAAGGAGGGCGACCUCAUCACGCUGCUGGUCCCAGAGGCCCGGGACGGCUGGCACUACGGAGAGAGCGAGAAAACCAAAAUGAGGGGCUGGUUUCCUUUCUCCUACACACGGGUCCUCGACAACGAUGGCAGCGAGCGGGUCCACACCAGCCUGCAGCAAGGGAAGAGCAGCAGCACCGGCAACCUCCUGGACAAGGACGACAUCGCCAUCCCGCCCCCCGACUACGGCAUGGCCUCCCAGGCCUUCCCGGCGCAGGGCGGCAGCACCUUCAAGCAGCGGCCGUACAGCGUGGCCGUGCCCGCCUUCUCCCAGGACUACCUAAUGCCCUAUGGGUGUGCAAUUAAAGACUAUUCCAGUGGCCUCUGCCAAGCACCCUCCGCUCACUACAAGCCUUACACUAGGUCGACAGCUGGUCUCGAUGACUACGGGACGAGGUCCGUCAGCAGCGGCAGUGGCAGUUUGGUAUCAACGGUGUGAGGACACCCGGGCUCGCGGCGGCCCCUUGCUGCUUGGAAGAGCUUUCUGCUUCUUUCCCCCCCUUUUUUUUUUUUCCUUCCCUCUCGUUUCUCUUUCUCUACUUCUUUUGGAUUCGAAACUCUUGUGAUCUUCAAGGAAACCAUGGUGCUUCUCACCCCUCCCCGGUGUUCACAGUGCCCUUGUUUCUGAAGCCUUUUCGAAGCAGAAACUGCCUGUGCUCGCAGCCCGAGCGCAGCUGACACUUAGUGGGACCCGUGUUUGUCCUCCCGUGUGAUGUUAGCGAUGCACUGUCCCCCCGGGGCCGCGCCGGCCGCCCCGCACGAGCCUGGACCAAACUCCCAGACUGGAACACAUAUGCAUGGCCUCUGGUGUCCGUACUGUUACUGAGCAUCCGGGAUGCCCGCGCCCGGGAUGCCGUUCCCGGAGGGGGGGCAGCGUCCCUGCGCCUCCCCCUCAGCCUGAUCCGCUUCCAUCCCACCACGGUGGCUUUGGGAGAAGCGGAUGGCACAGACCCCCCGCCCCGGGGAAAGGGCUGCUUCUGGGCUGGGGUCCCGCCGGCCGUGGGAACCCCUCCCGGAAGGGUUACUCCUGGUUGUUUUAUAAAUAUAUAUAUAUAUUUUUUGUAGCAAGGUAUUGUUACCUCACGUUAGGGCUGGGGGUCCGGGGACACACUCGCAUCCCUAAACCGGGCUUGGGCGAGGCAGCCCCCACGCUGUGCCCCACGGUGGGCUCGGCAGUGCCCAGGGGGGCUCCCACCUGGCACUGGGGUCCUGCUCCUGCACUCGCCCGUAGCCCUCCCAGUGCCCGUGGCCGUCUCCACUGCAAAGCUGUUCACGCUUUUUUCUGAUGUGAUUUUUAAGACCUCUGACAUUGCCUGUUUACUGGGACAUUGCUGGCAAUAGACUCCCCCCGGACCAGUUUUUGGGUUAUCUCCUCGCCUACAGGCACGUUGUUCCGAGCCCUUCCUGCAUCGAUGUCCGAAUUUUGCUAAAGAUUUUUAACCCAGGAUAUUUCACGCUGAAUGACAGAGAGUAGGGGAGGGGGAAAAAAACCACAAACCCAGCCUAGCAAAGCCUGUGUGGAGAUUGUAAAGUGGUGAAAAACCUUUUUUUAAAAGCCAGAGAGAAUUGUGCCCUGUACUGAGUUAUUGUUCGAAUAAAAGUUUUAUUUAUUGCAUUGA